UCAUAUUGUUUUGUUUUCACUUCAGUACAGUGAAAAGCUCGUAAGUGUAGUGCUAACUGCUGAGUGUUUCGAAUCGAAUAAAAUUUGGUGCUAUUUAAAGAGCAUCUGUUCAGUGAUUUGUUAAGCGUUAUAAAUUACCAAAAGUGUGGUAGUGUACGGCGUCAAGCAAAUAUCUGUGGACAAUGUUCCAGAACCCAGGAGUGUACCCAGGAGAUCAACAAGGAGGUUACCCGCAGGGCGGUUACCCGCAGGGCGGUUAUCCACAGGGCGGUUACCCACAAGGCGGUUACCCACAAGGCGGUUAUCCACAAGGCGGUUAUCCACAGGGCGGUUACCCACCUCCGCAGCCCGGAUUCCAACCCGCGGGCUAUGGCGGCGCAGGAUAUGGCGAGCCGGGGUACGGUGGUCCCGCCGGUCUGGGCGAGGAUGCGGACGUCAAGGGGUUUGAUUUCAACGAGCAGAGCAUCAGGAAAUCUUUCAUACGAAAGGUGUACUCCAUACUGAUGUGCCAGCUGCUGGUCACUAUGGCGUUCAUCACCCUCUUCUCAUUCCACGAGCCGACUAAGCUGUGGGUGCAGAGGAACACAUACACUUUCUGGAUAGCGUUCGCGGUGAUGUUCGUGUGCCUGAUAGUGAUGUCGUGCUGCGGCGACGUGCGCCGCCAGGCGCCGACCAACUUCAUAUUCCUCGGCCUCUUCACCCUCGCCGAGAGCUUCCUGCUCGGCGUCACCGCCUCCGUCUACGACAGCAAUGCGGUCAUGAUGGCGGUGGGUAUAACAGCGGCGAUCUGUCUCACAUUGACACUGUUCGCUAUGCAAACCAAAUGGGACUUCACGGCGAUGGGGGGCAUUCUACUCUGCGCUACUGUCAUACUGCUGCUGUUUGGUUUGAUUGCGAUUUUCAUACCGAAAAACCAAGUCGUGACGUUGGUAUACGCUUCCCUCGGCGCGCUUCUGUUCUCAGUCUACUUGAUAUACGACACGCAGCUCAUGAUGGGCGGCAAACAUAAAUACAGCAUCUCGCCUGAAGAAUACGUCUUCGCAGCUCUUAACCUGUACCUGGACAUCAUUAAUAUCUUCAUUUACAUUCUAACAAUUAUUGGCGCGGCUAGAGAUUAAAUUGUUCGAAGUUUGAAUUUGUUUUUUUUUUCUGUCGAACGGUUGGUGAGCUAACGUAGCGUGACAAAUGGAGGGCUAGACUGCCAGUGUGUAAUGCUUUACGAAUAUUGAGUAUUCGUUAUCUGUAUUUUAAAGCGCUUAGUAUUAAUGGCCGUUUUUGCUCUGCAUUUGUAAUAGAAUAAAUUCGAAAUUCAAGUUUGUGUAUCUUCUUAGAAGUUUGUUUUAUUUGCUACAUUCCAUAGCUUAGCGUUAGCCUCACUCGACCAGACAAUAAAUGUAAUUUUAAGAGAUUUUUUUUGUUGUUUUUUUGUAGUCUGUGGACUGAUGUUUUUGUUUAAUAUUUCUACUUUUCGAAUAAAUGUACAGAGUAGUGUUGGUACGAAUCUUGUCUAAUCUCUGUAGGUUUUAGUGGGUAUUGCAUUUAUACGGAUAAUGUUUAAAUGCUAAUUUUAGGUUUAACAUCACAUUGGUCUUAUUUAUAGGUUUAUAGUCUAAGAGAUGAAUGUCGAUACUCUAAUCACUUAUGAUAUUAAAUUUAUGUAUAAUUUACAAUUAAAAAACGACUAUAGACCGCUGCUAAAGUAAUUUAUUUCCGUUUAAAAUGUAAUUUUGGUAAAUUUGUACAAAUUUUUUCGUAGCUAACUGUACGAUAGAUACCUGUCCCUACUUAUUAAAGGAUUUUUAAUAUAAUACAAUAGAUUUAUAUAAAGAAAUAAAAGUUUAUUUAUUUAAACAUAUAUUUUCAUUCAUCAUAUGUAAUUAAUUAUGGAGUACAUUGUUAGUCAUUAAAUUUUAUAUACAACUAUAUAGGAGCGUCGAUAGAUGUCGUCAUUUUUCUUGUAAGAUUUAUUUGAGCUAACAGUGUACUCGGAAUUCAGUAGACUAAGAUAAACAUGUUAACAUUGCAUCUUCAAAUAAAUAUUACGGUUACAGU
Zerene cesonia (dogface butterfly) is the source of this 2052-nucleotide messenger RNA. Its product is annotated as protein lifeguard 1-like. The record is from RefSeq and is a predicted model, not a curated record. Gene Ontology annotation, cellular component: membrane. The coding region runs from base 183 to 1118 and encodes 311 amino acids. Lineage: Eukaryota; Metazoa; Arthropoda; Insecta; Lepidoptera; Pieridae. The transcript is spliced from 8 exons.